AGCUCGAGGGAACUUCCCUGUCCAAGAGGGAGCUGUGACUGCCACCCGCCGGUUGUGCUCUGUUGUGGAGCUUGCCAAGAGUUGUGGGUUGGACGAGUAUUUGGGUGGAGGAUACCUCGAAGGGGAAUUUGUGAUCUUUGUCGUACAGAGGAACAAAAAGCUACCCAGAUAGCUAUACGGGUUUUAUUGGUGCCUGGUCAGGAGGCACACGCAUUAGAGAACGGGAUUUCAGGAACCCUACAGAAACCAGCAGACAUCCUUAGGGUUGAUGUGCUCAGUACCUUUGUAGCAUAUUACUAGCAGGUGAAGCUUUGGAGGUGGGACAAGAUUAAAAAGCAUUGGGAGAAGAGGAACUCUCAGCAUGGGGGCAAGUGAGAGCAAAGAGAUUCCUAAAGUUAGCCCCUUGGGAUCUGUUUUGGCACACUGGAAAGAGCUGGUGGGCUAUGGUGGCACAGAAACCAAGAAGGAGCUUGUUAAGUUUUGCACACGAUGGUGGCCACUUUAUAGACUUGAAGAGGGGGUGAAAUGGCCAUCAACUGGGACGUUUGACUAUGAAACUUUAUUACAGUUAAUGCUUUUUCUUAGGCGUGAACAGAAGUGGCAGGAGGUUACUUAUGCUGAUAUGUUUUUCACCCUUCAGAAACACCCCGAGUGGCAAUGGGAUUGUGGGAUUAGGCCACCCUCUGGCCCCUUUGUACUGACUCUCGAAAAGGAUUAUAAAGCUAACAGGGGAAAGCUCAAGCGGUGUUGUAGUGCCUGUUCAAUUGACCAAAGAUGCAUACAUCCUGACAAGGUAUACCAAACAGAGGCUUCCCCACCAACUCCCGAACCACGAGAGCCAAACCGACUGUACCCACCGUUGCCCCCCAGUGACAGUGAGGAGGAAGAGCCCUCCCCACAGGGUCCUAUAGCAUCAAGGACCCAGAAACAAACCAGAGAGGUCUUACAAGCACCUCUGAUGGAAGCAGUAACCCCUAAAGGGACGAUAAUGCUGAUUAGAGUUCCCUUUUCUACGCAGGAUCUGGAGGCCUGGGAAAAGAUUGCUAAGAGGUAUCAGAGUGAUCCAACAGGUGUUGCUAGGAGAUUGAGGUUUAUGAUUAAACAGCAUAAUCCCGAUUGGGAUGACAUGCAGCUACUGCUUGAUGCUUUAACAGAGACAGAGAAGCAAAUGGUUUUGAAAGUAGCUAGGGAUCUGGCCGAGGAUGUUUGUAGAAGAACACAGGAGCACAUUAAGGAUGUACUUCCCCUUCAGGAUCCAGGUUGGGACCGUAAGUCGGAGGGCUUAGGUCGGCUAAGGAGAUACCAAGAAUUGAUAGUGAAGGGGUUGGAAAGAGCCAUUCCUAGGCCAUCCCUGUACGCUAUUAAACAGGGGCCCUCUCAAACACCUACUGAAUUUCUCGAUCAGUUGCGAGAGGCAAUGCGUUUGCAUACCACCUUGGAUCCUCAAUCUGAUGAAGGAACACUAUACUUGGUGAACUUGUUUGUAGGGCAGUCUACAGGACACAUCAGGCGAGAGCUUCAGAAGAUCCGGGGCCCAGCAAGCUGGGACUUAGAGACUUUGCUGGAUGAAGCGUGGAGAGUUUUCAGCAGUCGGGAAGAGAGGUAUAGACAGGGGAUGAGGCAAUUAGUAAGAGUAAGGGAGGAAGAAAAGGGAAAACAUGGGCAAGGACCACCCCGACUGGGAAAAGACCAAUGUGCAUUUUGUAAGGAAUUUGGACACUGGAAGAACCAGUGUCCAGAACGAAGGAGGGAUGAUAAACAGAGAAGAGGUGAUCGAGAAGGAGAAAGGUGGUUGCUCAUGUAAAGGAGGACUGAAGAGGACUGGAGGGCCCUACUCUGGGGGACUCUCUGGUUGUAGUCAAACUGGGGAACAAAGAGAAAGAGGUGGAAUUUUUAGUAGACACAGGGACAACAUAUUCGGUGUUAAACAAGGCCCUGAUACCCAUAACAAAUGAUUACGUUAUGGUAAGGGGGGCAGCUGGCCAAACUGAAAGAGCCAAUUUUUGCAAACCACUGAAGUGUAAAUUGGGAAAACAGUGGGGAAUUCAUUGAUUUUUGUACAUGCCUAAAACGCUCCAUCUGCACUUUUGGGCAGGGAUCUGCAAGAGCAGCUGGAAGCAAAAAUAAUAUUUAAAAAUGGGAAAAUUAGUUUGGAGGUAAAAGAUGAACAAUAUGUGGAAUUGUUAAGCUUAAUGCUAAUAACCAAAGAAGUUAGAGCUGCAAAUGAGGAAGAAAAUAUUAAGAAAAGAAUGGAUCAGGUAUUGCCUGGGGUGUGGGCCCACUGGUAGAAUGCUCUACCAGUACAAAUCCAGCUUAAAGAAGGAAAACAACCAGUAAAUGUCAAACAAUAUCCCUUGAAAAAGGAAGACAGAGAAGGGAUCAGUCCAAUUAUCGAGAACUUUUUGCAGGAAGGAUUAUUAAAAGAGUGUCAACCUGAUUUUAAUACUUCUGUUAUGUCUGUGAAAAAGCUUGAUGGGUCAUACAGGUUAGUACAAGAUUUAAGGGCUGUUAAUAAGGUAACUGAAGACUUGUACCCAGUGGUUGCAAACCCUUGCACCUUGUUAACUCAUUUAACACCUGAACUAACCUGGUUUACUGUUUUAGAUUUGAAGGAUGCUCUCUUUUGCCUCCCUCUCCACAAGGCCAGCCAGAAAAUUUUUGCAUUUGAAUGGAAGAAUCCCGAAACUGGAUGUAAAAUUCAGCCCACAUGGUGUGUACUACCCCAGGGGUUCAAGAGCUCCCCCACCAUAUUUGGAGAGCAGCUUGCAAAGGAUUUGGAGUCUUGGGAACCCCCACCAGGAGAAGGAUAGCUGCCUCAGUAUGUGGAUGACCUCUUAAUAGCCACCCAGACCCAGGAGGCAUGUGUGGAUUGGACUUUUUUAUCCCAAAAGAAAGCCCAGAUGGUGAAACAAACAGUUAUUUACCUGGACUGUGAAGUAAGUGCUGGACAAAAGACCUUGGGGCAAGACCGCAAGGAAGCAACAUGCCAAACCCCGAAACCCCAGACAGUAAAAGAACUGAGAACAUUUCCAGGCAUGAUGGGCUGGUGCAGACUGUGGAUUUAUAACUAUGGAUUGUUCGUUAAACCCCUGUAUGCCUUAAUCACGGAAGGGACCAGGGAUCUUCAGUGGACAACAGAAACAGCAUGAGCCUUCAACCAACUGAAGAAGGCUCUUAGGUCAGCUCCAGCCCGGGGACUUUUAGACCUUCCUUCCUCAGUGGGAGUGUGGGAGAACCAGUGAUCCACGACUGCCUGGAGACCAUUGAAGCCACCUACUCCAGUCACCAGAUCUGAC
Molecule: messenger RNA, 3296 nt
Organism: Ficedula albicollis (Collared flycatcher)
Lineage: Eukaryota; Metazoa; Chordata; Aves; Passeriformes; Muscicapidae
Exons: 2
Coding region: 362-1804 (480 amino acids)
Biological process (GO): virion assembly
Molecular function (GO): nucleic acid binding; zinc ion binding
Source: RefSeq, a predicted model, not a curated record